This is a messenger RNA of Rubroshorea leprosula, 4169 nucleotides long. The record is from the annotation of a GenBank genome assembly. NCBI's taxonomy places the organism in Eukaryota, Viridiplantae, Streptophyta, Magnoliopsida, Malvales, Dipterocarpaceae.
GUCAACACGAUCGGAGUGCAUGGGACUUCUGGCGUGGGGAAGACGAUGCUUGUAAAAAUGGUUAGAGUAAAAGCCAAGCAAGACAGCUUGUUUACUGCGGUAGUUAUGACUGAAGUGACAAAGAACCCGGACUUGAAAAGUAUUCAACGUGACAUUGCACUUGACUUGGGUAUGGAUCUGCUUCCUACCGAACUUCCACCAGAACAAGUUGCAGAUCGAAUAAGGGCAAAGCUCAUAGAAAUGAAGAAAUUUCUUGUAAUUUUGGAUGAUGUUUGGGAGGCUGGAAUAGAUCUGGAGAAAGUUGGAAUACCUUCUGCUAGUGAGCUGAAGCAGGCUAUGGAGAAAAGGAAUGAAGAACACUCAUCUGGACAAGAAGAUAUGCUCCGCAAGAUUCUACUAACCUCAAGAGACCCGAAUGUUCUCUCUGGUAUGAUGGAUGAGAAAGAUCAGGUCUUUAAGGUACUUGAAUUAGAAGAUGAUGAAGCAUGGGAUCUAUUCAAGAAGAUUGCUGGCAGCAAAGUUGAAAGCUCUGAUUUUCAACCCAUAGCUAAAGAGAUCGUUAAGAAAUGUCUCGGGUUGCCCGUUGCCAUCGUAACUGUUGGAAAGGCCAUGAGAGGGAAGACUCAACAAUUUGAGUGGGAAGAUGCUCUUAUGGAAUUGAAAAGGCCUACUCCAGAAGGGAUAUCUGCAGCUGUUUAUAAGCCUAUAGAGUUGUCCUACAAGUACUUACAAGGAGAUGAACUCAAGCAAACGUUCAUGCUUUGUAGCUUGCUGGGCCAUGACUCUUCCAUCAAUGACUUGUUAAAAUAUGGUAUGGGCUUGACUUUAUUUCCAAAGGCGAAAACAGUGGAGGAGACACGAACCAAAGUACUGACAUUGGUUCACCGUCUCAAACUCUCUUCUUUGUUGGUUGAUGGUCACAGUAAUAUGCAUUUUGGUAUGCACGAUCAGAUUCGGGAGGUUGCCCUGUCAAUUGCUUCUAGGGACCACAAUGUAUUGGCUUUAGUAGGUGAAGAUGGAGGAAAAGACUGGCCAGAAAAGGAGACAAUGGAAAAUUUGAAGUGGAUUUAUUUGUCAAAUGGCUAUCCUGAGCUCACGAGCAAUGGGUUGAACUGUCCGCAGCUCACUUUCUUUCAUUUGUCUAACAAGGGUUGUUCUCUGGCUGUUCCAACUGAUUUGUUCACUGGAACAGAUGUGCUCAAAGUCUUAUGUUUGACUAGAAUUGAUUUUCAGUCAAUGCCCUCAGAAAUUCCCCUGAUCCCAACAAUGCUUCGAACAUUGCUUUUGGAUCAAUGUGUGUUUAGAGUCGAAGCCCUAGGCACCAGUGUGGGAAAUCUGGAGAACUUAGAAGUCCUUAGCCUUGCAGGUUGUGAUAUUGAAGAGUUGCCAAGAGAAAUGGAGAAGCUAACCAAGCUGAAGUUGUUAGAUUUGAGUGACUGCACCAAACUGAAAGUAAUUCCACGACAAGUCCUAGCAAGAUUGUCUAAAUUGGAAGAGCUACAAAUGGGAAACAGCUUUGACCAAUGGGAUGAUGUGGAGGGAAGAAAUGCUGGGCUUGCUGAGUUAACAGAGUUGCAUAUGCUCACUGCUUUAGAGGUACGUAUUCCCAAUUUCCGAGAAAUUUUGUUUCCUGAAAAUUUGGAAAGGUUCAAGAUUUUCAUAGGAAUAGCGAGCAGGGAGUCUUGGGAGUAUUACUAUUGGGACAGUUACUCCUGGAACAGCUCUUUUGAAAGCUCAAAAAUAAUGAAGCUAAAGCUGCAGGGUGCAAGCAUUGAAUCUAAUGACUCUGUUAAAAAGUUGCUGAAGAAAACAGAAGAACUGUAUCUAGAGGGUGUCCAGCGUUUAGUUGAUGAGUUAGAUGAUGAAGGUUUUCAACAUCUGAAGUGUCUCCAUGUCCAAAACGCUCCAGACAUUCGAGGCAUCUUUAACCCGGCAAGGAGGUUGCUUCAUUCCCAGGUAUUUCCCAUGUUGGAGGUAUUGACCCUUUCCAAUUUGCAAAAAAUGGAGAAGAUAUGUCAUGGUCUGACUGGAGCAGCACCUUUUAAAGUAUUAAGCAAGAUAACUGUUGUUCGUUGUCAUCAAUUGAAGAAUCUGUUCUCCUUCUCCAUGGCCAGACAGCUUCAACUUCAAGAAAUAACAGUAGAAAAUUGCGACAACAUUGCAGAGAUUAUUGAUGACGUGGACGAGCAAGGCAACGGAAACGAUAUCGUUGAAGAAAGUGAAGGAUGUAAGCUUGGCAACAAUCUGCGGUCCUUAACAUUAAAAGAUCUGCCAAAACUGAGUAGCUUCACCAGUAGCAGUUGCAGCAACAUGUCACUUUUCAAUGACAAGGUUGACUAUUCCAAGCUUGGAAAGCAUGACUUAUUAAGUGUUCUUGGAAAUCUUGAAGCUCUUACAGUGCAUUUCUGUGAAACCUUGAUUAUCUUAUCAACAUCAACGGUAUCUUUCCGGACUCUCACCACUUUGGAGGUAUCACAUUGCAAAUGGAUGAUAACCUUGGUUUCAACCUCGACUGCUCAAAGUCUAGUGAAUCUAAAAGGUAUGAUUGUAAGUUACUGUCACAAGCUGACUGAAAUAGUUGGAAACGAAGGAGAUGGAAAACAAGAUUCGAUCAAUUUCCCCAAAUUAACAUAUUUGAAACUUGAAGGUUUGACAAAGCUAGCGAGCUUCUGUUCAGGGAAUUCCAACUUCGAAUUCCCAUCUUUGGAACAAGUAAUAGUGAAUCAGUGUCCACAAUUGAUGAAAUUUUGCCAGGGAGAUAAACUGGACACGCCAGCGCUGAAGAGGGUACAAUUAAUAGCAGGAGAGGAUAAGUGGCGCUGGGCAGAUAACCUAAAUACAACCAUAGAACAAAUGUACAUAGAAAAGGAUGGAUAUGCUGGGCUACAGAAUUUACUACUGUCUGACUUUCCAGAAGUGAUGAAAUCAUGGCAUGAAAAGAGUCAAGAAAUGUUGCAUUUUGGACUAAUUCAAGAUCUGAAAAUUUGUGACUGUAGUAACUUCGAAUACCUGUUAACGCCUUCCUUGGCCUUGGCUUUCGUACAACUCAAGAAAUUAGAGGUUAUAAACUGUGGAACAAUGAAACAAGUGAUACUGGGAGAAGAGCCGGAAAAUCAAAUCAUCUUCCCACACCUAUGGUUAAUUAUUCUGGAGUCUUGUUCGGACAUGACAAGUUUCUAUAUGGGAAGCCAAAAUCUGAGGAUUCCUGAAUUACACCAUAUUUACUUAAAAGACUGCCCAAAAAUACUUACAUUUGCUGCAUCUACAUUCUUGGGAGAGCAUGAGGAAGAGGCAUUCCAGUACUUCUUUAGCAGCAAGGUUGAGAUUCCUCACUUGGAUACCUUGGAUCUGUGCUCCAUUAAUGUAAAGAAAAUAUGGCCCGAUGAACUUUCUUCAAUGUCUUCAUCAGUUCAAAAUUUAAGAAAGUUGACUGUGCGAGACUCUGGCAAUUUGAAAUAUCUCUUAACAUCCUCAGUGGUUAAAAGUUUUGUGCAACUUGAAGUACUUGAGAUUUUUGAAUGUCAGCUGAUGGAAGUGGUAAUACUGAUUAAAGACAGGGAAGACGAAAAAAGGGUGCGCCAGAUGGCAUUCCCCAAACUAAACGUCUUAGAACUUAUGGUCCUUCCCCAAUUCAAAAAAUUUUGUGGAAAAUGUAAUUCACUUGUAGAAAUAUCUGAACCACAAGGGCUCUUGAAUGGUAGUGGAUCGCAAGUACUAUCACCCACAAGUUAAGAAGGCAGUCCCAUUGGUUCUGAAGAAUCCGGUAUCGAUGAUUACGAAGAAGAUGAUGACUAUUCUGAAGAAUACAGUGAUGACUGAUGAUGGUUCUAAAGAAGGCAGUGAUAAUGGUUUUGGAGAAUGAAUUGGUGAUGGUUCUGAAGAAGGAGAUGAUAAUGGUUAUGAGGAAGGCAGUGAUGAUUGUUCUCAGGAAGAUUGAGGUUCUAAGGUGACUGCAAUUUAUUUCCUUUGUGAAUUCAGAUGUUGAGUGCGUUUUCUGCUUCCAUCAGCUGCAUGUCUCAUGUAGGUUUCUUAUUAUAUGAAGCGAUAUUGAGAAGGCUUUCUUAAUUCCCUGUAUGUUUAAGACUUUGACGGCUGGACUCAUAAGCUGGAUUUUAAUGUUGCCAAGUUGUCACAUCGCUUGUCGCCCAAAAUAAGCCGGAGUAUUUCAC